Molecule: messenger RNA, 1146 nt
Organism: Apis florea (little honeybee)
Lineage: Eukaryota; Metazoa; Arthropoda; Insecta; Hymenoptera; Apidae
Product: A-type potassium channel modulatory protein KCNIP1
Molecular function (GO): calcium ion binding
Source: RefSeq, a predicted model, not a curated record
GUUGCAUCGUAUCGUAUUUUUUGUGAAUAGAGCGAUUGGGAAAUUUCGAUUCCGUUGAAAUCCUUGAAGAAAUUGCAACUCGGAAUCAGGUAACGAUUGUGUAGUAAAACGUAAUAAAAUGUGUAUUGCUUAUCCACGGAUGGAUAAUUUGAAGUAAAGAUGGAGGAAGAUAUAAGUUCAAUUGAGGAACAGAAUAAAUCGUGUCGAACUAAUAAAAUAUCUCAUAAGUCGAAUAUUCGAAAAUUUUUUGGAAAUGUUUGGCGUAGAAUUAAAGAUGAAAUUAAUGAGGAAGAACGUAAACGUUCAAACGAGUACGGAGAUUAUUAUUUCUACUCGGAGUACGAGGAGGAACAAACGCCGAGAUACAGGCCCGACUCUUUGGCGAGUCUUUGUCGCGCCACCAGAUUCACAGAGGCAGAGUUGAAGAGAAUAUAUCGUGGCUUCAAGGCGGAGUGUCCCACGGGAGUCGUCAGAGAGGAAACUUUCAAGUGCAUCUAUUCACAGUUCUUUCCGCAAGGAGCCAAUACUAGCCAGUACGCGCAUUACGUUUUCAACACCUUGGACCAGGAUCAUAGCGGUAUUCUCAGUUUUGAGGACUUCGUUACCGGUCUCAGCAUACUGUCUCGUGGUUCCAUCGAUGAGAAACUGCGCUGGACAUUUUCCCUUUACGACAUCAAUGGCGACGGUUGUAUCACGAGGGAAGAAAUGACAGACAUCGUGACAGCUGUGUACGAGCUGAUGGGCAAGUUUGCCGAUCCGAAUUUGGAUCACGAGGGUGUACGUGAGAAAGUAGAUCGAAUGUUUCAGAAGAUGGACGGGAACAAAGAUGGGGUGGUGACGCUCUCGGAAUUUCUGGAGGCAUGUCAAGCUGAUCCGGACAUCUCUACGAGUAUGGCGGCCCUGGACACGGCCUUCUGACACUCGGCACGACCACGAUACAUGCCAUGGACCUGAAAACAUUCUGUCGAUUUGGAAAUAUAAUAUAUAAAUCGCUCAACGUUGUACCUUACCUCCUGGACCAGAGGGGAAAGAAUUUCCUCUGAGGUGUGUCACUGGUGUGAAGAUCUCGAGCGACAGAGAUCGGACCCCCUACAGUCUGCUCGUGCGCGAAUUUUCGGGAUCGAGGAGAGCAAGAUCUCGAGGGGA